AUGUACAUAAACCGCCUAUUACUCGCGCUUGCUGUAGUACUGUUCUCAGUACUCGUGCUCGCAGCAGAAGAUUACUACAAAGUGCUUGGUCUGGACAAGUCGGCUUCCGAGAAAGAUAUCAAGCGCGCGUACCGCACGCUCAGCAAGAAGUACCAUCCAGACAAGAACCCCAACGACGAAUCAGCCCGUGAGAAAUUCGUCGAACUCGCAGACGCAUACGACGUCCUCUCCACCACCUCCCUUCGCAAAAUCUACGACCAAUACGGGCAUUCCGGCGUCGAACAACAUCGUAAAGGUGAACAAGCUGGCGGCCGCGGUGAUCCCUUCGAUCUAUUCUCACGCUUCUUCGGCGGCGGCGGACACUUCGGACACUCGUCCGGUGCGCGGCGUGGGCCGGACAUGGAAGUGAAAGCGCAAUUACCGCUUCGGGAUUUCUACAUGGGUCGCGAGAUCUCAUUCCUCGUUGAGAAGCAGCAGAUAUGUGAUUCGUGCGAGGGGUCCGGAUCUCGGGAUCACAAGGUUGAGACGUGUGAUCGGUGUAAUGGACGGGGAGUGGUGAUUCAGAAACAUAUGCUUGCGCCGGGCAUGUUCCAGCAGGUUCAGAUGGCUUGUGAUAAGUGCGGAGGACAGGGGAAGCAGAUUAAGAAUCCGUGUCCUGUUUGUAAGGGCGCGAGGGUUGUUAGGAAGGGUGUUGAGACGACUGCUGAGAUUGAGCCGGGCAUGGAACGGGGACACAGACUGGUGUUUGAGAAUGAUGCCGAUGAGAGCCCGGACUGGGUUGCUGGUGAUUUGAUUGUGAUUCUAGAUGAGAAAGAGCCUGAGUUGGGGGUUGAGAUGGAGGAGAGGACGGAUGGGACUUUCUUCAGGAGGAAGGGGAAGGAUCUUUACUUCAAGGAGACGCUAUCUUUGAGAGAGGCGUGGAUGGGUGGGUGGAGCAGGAAUGUGACGCAUCUUGAUGGCCAUAUUGUUAGGCUUGGGAGGAAGAGGGGGGAUGUUGUGCAGCCCUUGGCUGUUGAGACGGUGAAGGGAGAGGGUAUGCCGUAUUACUCUGUUGGUGGGUUGCAUGAUCAUGAUCACCAGGAGGGUGAUGAUGAGCCGGGCAAUCUUUAUGUUGAGUAUGUGGUUGUUUUGCCUGAUGAGAUGGAGAGUGGCAUGGAGAAGGAGUUCUUUGCAUUGUGGGAGAAGUGGCGCAAGAAGACUGGUGUCGAUCUGGCUACUGAUUCCGGUCGACCGAUGCCUCCGCCGGCGGAGAUGAAGGAUGAGCUGUGA
Penicillium atrosanguineum is the source of this 1269-nucleotide messenger RNA. RefSeq lists its product as uncharacterized. Gene Ontology annotation, molecular function: Hsp70 protein binding. The record is from RefSeq and is a predicted model, not a curated record. Gene Ontology annotation, biological process: protein refolding. Lineage: Eukaryota; Fungi; Ascomycota; Eurotiomycetes; Eurotiales; Aspergillaceae. Bases 1 to 1269 code for a protein of 422 amino acids. Gene Ontology annotation, cellular component: cytoplasm. The transcript is spliced from 2 exons.